AUGACAGUGCAGGGGCUGGAGAGAAUUCUUAUAUCCAGUCUCCUGGACUAUGGCUAUACUUCUGCAAACUGCAACAUGACAUGCCAUAAAGAUGCCCGGUGUGAAGUGCGGGGCGGAACACAAGGCUGCUAUUGCACCCAAGGGUAUACAGGAAAUGGCAUAUCAUUCUGUUAUGAUGAUAAUGAAUGUGAAAAUGCUACUCAGCCUUGUGGAGAGAAUGCCAAUUGCACAAACACUGUGGGAAGUUAUUUCUGCAUGUGUGUACCUGGUUACAAAUCCAGUAAUGGUCAACAAAGUUUUGUACCCAAUGAUGGAACCUCCUGUGUGGAUGUAGAUGAGUGCAGCAAAGAAGGAACUGUUGCCUGUGGAGAUCAUGCAAAAUGUGAAAAUGUGGAUGGAGGGUAUAACUGUGCCUGCAAGGAAGGUUAUCAACCAUCCACAGGAAAAUUGCGGUUUAAGCCAAAGGAUGGCACUUCCUGCCAAGAAAAUCCGAAGGCCAAGUGUGAGUUAUACAAAGACUGUAUAACUGAACAUAUUAAUAGAACUUUAGCUGGAAUUAGUCACUUAAAAACCUCCUUGGAGAUGCUGCAAGAAAUUAAUAAGAAUACCUUAGGACCACUUUUACCUGUAGAUGUGAUUUCAUAUGUAGAAGCACUGUCUUAUUCCUCACUGAAUACCACUCAUUACUCAGCUCCUGGCAAUGAAACACUUCAGAAUACAACUAUUAAUAUUUUGGUUAACACUGUGAACAAUUUUUUACAAAAGGACAAAUUAAUGGUCUGGGAAGCUCUUCCUGUAGCUAACCAAAGAAUGAGUCUGACUAAACUGAUGCAUACUACAGAACAAGCAGCGCUUCUCAUGUCACAGAACAUCAAAAAGACAACACAGCUAGAUGCUAAUGCAAGUGACAUAGCACUCAAGGUUUUUGCUUUUGAUUCACACCACAUGAAACACAUUCACCCUCAUGUAUACACGGGAGGAGAUUAUAUAAAGAUCUCUCCGAAGAAGAAAGAGGAAUCUUAUCCUAAUGGCACCGUUGCAGUUGUCUUUCUGCGGUAUAGCAAUAUUGGUUCUUUGCUUUCAUCGCCUAAAAACCGCUCCUCGAAAGAGAGUUCAGAACAGAAAGAAACAGUAAGCUCAUCAGUUAUAGCUGUUGCAAUUAGCUCAAAUCCACCCACGCUCUAUGAGCUUGAGAAAAUAACAUUUACCUUAAAGUACACCAAGAUUGCAGAUAAAGAUAUUAAAUGUGCAUUUUGGAACUACUCAGCAGACACAAUGAAUGGCAACUGGGCUACAGAAGGCUGCGAGCUGACACAUUCCAACACCACUCACAUCUCAUGCAAAUGCAAUCAUCUGACUCAUUUUGCUGUUUUGAUGUCCUCAGGUGGCUCUGUUGGUGUUACAAAUUAUAACAUUCUUACAAGAAUCACUCAGCUAGGAAUAAUUAUUUCGUUGAUUUGCCUCUCCAUGUGCAUUUUUACAUUCUGGUUCUUCAGUGAAAUUCAAAGCACUAGAACGACAAUUCACAAAAACCUCUGCUGCAGCCUUUUCCUGGCGGAACUUAUUUUUCUGGUUGGAAUUAAUAUGAACAAUAACAAGCUCUUCUGUUCAAUCACUGCUGGGUUACUCCAUUAUUUCCUUCUAGCUGCUUUUGCAUGGAUGUGCAUCGAAGGCAUUCAUCUCUACCUUAUAGUCGUGGGAGUUAUCUACAACAAGGGAUUUUUACACAAGAAUUUCUAUGUCUUUGGCUAUGUCAGUCCAGCUGUGGUGGUUGGAAUCUCUGCUGCAUUAGGAUACAAGUAUUAUGGCACUACAGAAGUAUGUUGGCUCAGCACAAAGAAUAACUUUAUAUGGAGUUUUAUAGGACCAGCAUGUCUAAUAAUUCUUGUUAAUUUGCUGGCUUUUGGAGUGAUUAUUUAUAAAGUAUUUCGACACACUGCAAUGUUAAAACCCGAAGUUAGUUGUUAUGAAAAUAUAAGGUCCUGUGCCCGAGGUGCUCUUGCUCUCCUGUUCCUCCUCGGGGCGACCUGGAUCUUCGGGGUCCUCCACGUCGUCCAGGGAUCGGUGGUUACUGCCUACCUUUUUACCAUCUUCAAUGCAUUUCAGGGGAUGUUCAUCUUCAUAUUUCUGUGUGUGUUGUCGAGAAAGAUUCAGGAAGAGUAUUAUAGGUUGUUCAAAAAUGUUCCUUGCUGUUUCGGCUGCUUAAGAUAAAUGGAA
Molecule: messenger RNA, 2217 nt
Organism: Tinamus guttatus (white-throated tinamou)
Lineage: Eukaryota; Metazoa; Chordata; Aves; Tinamiformes; Tinamidae
Source: RefSeq, a predicted model, not a curated record